Triticum turgidum subsp. durum (durum wheat) is the source of this 369-nucleotide messenger RNA. Lineage: Eukaryota; Viridiplantae; Streptophyta; Magnoliopsida; Poales; Poaceae. The record is from the annotation of a GenBank genome assembly.
AUGGAACAGCUGACGAGUGACGACUGUCAGCAGGAGGACGAGCUCAAUCUUGGGCUCACCCUCCUCACCACGGCCGCGACGGAGCCCGGCGUCGGCUUCUUCCUCUGCGACGAGAGGCAGCCCGGGUACCACCCCGGGGGCGGUGGCGAUUUCAUGUCUGCGGCUAGGAAGGCGAGGAAGACUGCUGCUGGAAAGGCGCACAAGCACGACAGGAGCUCGCCGGAGUACGACGAUGGCGCCGACAAUGUGGAUUUGUCUAUGGCUGGGAAGGCGAGGAAGACUGCUGCUGGAAAGGCGCACAAGCACGGCAGGGGCUCGUCGGAGUACGGCGAUGGCGCCGAUGACAUGGACUUGUCUCUCAGGCUAUGA